Gamsiella multidivaricata is the source of this 264-nucleotide messenger RNA. Its product is annotated as LSM domain-containing protein. Gene Ontology annotation, molecular function: RNA binding. Gene Ontology annotation, biological process: mRNA splicing, via spliceosome. The record is from RefSeq and is a predicted model, not a curated record. NCBI's taxonomy places the organism in Eukaryota, Fungi, Mortierellomycota, Mortierellomycetes, Mortierellales, Mortierellaceae. The annotation marks the transcript as partial. Gene Ontology annotation, cellular component: Lsm1-7-Pat1 complex; U4/U6 x U5 tri-snRNP complex; U6 snRNP. The transcript is spliced from 2 exons.
AUAGAAUUGAUCGACUCUUGCAUCGGAUCCAAGAUCUGGGUAGUCAUGAAAUCAGAGAAGGAGUUCACAGGAACGCUCAAGUACUUUGAUGACUAUGUCAACAUGGUGCUCGAAGAUGUUACAGAAUUUGAGAACACACCGGAAGGAAGGAAAACGACAAAGCUGGAGCAAAUUCUUUUGAACGGGAACAACAUCUGUAUGGUAAGUACAUCGAUCGGGCUGUAUACGAAUGUGGUUUGUGUGCUUAUGGGCCGUAUGAUAUAG